Messenger RNA from Amborella trichopoda, 858 nucleotides. Lineage: Eukaryota; Viridiplantae; Streptophyta; Magnoliopsida; Amborellales; Amborellaceae. The record is from RefSeq and is a predicted model, not a curated record.
AUGGCUGCUGUAGAUGGCAACUCUUCUUCAGCUGGAGAGCUCAAUGUGAUUGGCUUGAAAGUUUUGCAGGCUCUCGGUGCAGCAUGGAAGGCAGCAUGCGGAUGGAAACGUCCAUCACGCCUUGUAAUCCCCGAGGGAACGUUCCUCGUCGGUCCAGUCCUAUUCAAAGUCAUUGAAAUUCAAUUUCAUUACAAACGAGGCAAUAAGGGGCAUACAUUAGUGGAUAGCAAGCUCUGUCACAUGCUAUUGUUUGGCUGCAAGAAUAUGAGUGUCCAAUCCAUCAAAAUCUCAGCGCCGGCCGACAGCCCUAACACUGAUGGCAUCCAUAUCGGAUCAUGUUCCAAAUCACGAUCUCACAUUGGAACUAGGGACGAUUGCAUCUCCCUUGGGCCUGGCAGCACCCAAGUGACUGUGAAAAAGGUGUUUUGUGGACCAGGACAUGGCAAUAGUGUUGGAAGUUUGGGCAAGUUCCCUAAGGAGGAGGAUGUGCAAGGGCUUCAUGUGGAGAAUUGCACCAUCUCAGACAACACCAAUGAUCUGAAGAUCAAGACUUGGGCAGGCUCAGCCAGUAGCUCUGCCUCCAAAUUCACAUAUGAGGACAUUGUGAUGAACAAUGUCGCCAACCCCAUCAUCAUAGAUCAGCAAUAUUGCCCUUAUACUUCUUGCUCACAAAAGGGUCCCUCUCGAGUCAAAAUCAUCGACAUAAGUUUCAAGGACAUCAGAGGAACCUCUACUUCUAAAAUUGCAGUAAAUCUCUUGUGCAGUGAGGCAUUCCCGUGCAAAAUGUUAAGGUUGAAGGCAUCAAAUUGGAGUACAAUGGACAAGGGGAAGCUUCGACAGCCUCGUGUACCAAUGUGA